CGCCGCGACGUUGCCAGGGUUUCCGCGCAGCGUAACGCGUCAGCGCGCGUGCGUGGCGGAGGGCGAGCGGUGCCGGAUCACAGCGCGCGGGAUGCUGCCUGCCUUCCUAAGCGUUCACAGUGCUUCCUAAUAUUAAUGCGGAUUUCCAGAAUCUUCACGUUUUUCCCGCUGUGGUUAUUGUGUUCUUCGGGUUCCCGAUGGCACUGUUGACAAGAGGCUUCGUGCCUUUGACUCCGACUGCAGAAGCACUUUGCCGGAUGUUCAGUACCUCGCCGGUCUGUGCGGCCAUACAGAAAAUGACCAAGGUGCGGGUGGUGGACAACAGCUCCCUCGGCAACACCCCGUACCACCGGCCACCCAAGUGCAUUCACGUCUACACCAAGAACGGCGUCGGCAAAGUGGGCGACAAGAUCUUGCUGGCCAUCAAAGGGCAGAAGAAGAAAGCUCUGAUCGUCGGCCACAAGAUGCCCGGCCCCAGGAUGACGGCCAGGUUCGACUCCAACAACGUGGUGCUCAUCGAAGACAACGGCAACCCCACGGGGACACGCAUCAAGGUGCCCGUCCCCACCAGCCUGCGGCGGCUGAAAGGGGAGUAUUCCAAAGUGCUAGCCAUUGCUCAGACGUUUGUCUGACUGGGAACCACCAACUAUGGCCAUCACAUUAUGAGACUCAAUCACUUCCUGCAGCUUGCAUGGCUGCUGCUCUUCCUUCCAAGUUUUGAAGUUGGUUCUGCACUAUCGCUCUCCAUUUUAUAUAUUAAACAUACUUGAUGUUC
Amblyraja radiata (thorny skate) is the source of this 775-nucleotide messenger RNA. RefSeq names its product mitochondrial ribosomal protein L14 (gene mrpl14). Gene Ontology annotation, cellular component: mitochondrion; ribosome. NCBI's taxonomy places the organism in Eukaryota, Metazoa, Chordata, Chondrichthyes, Rajiformes, Rajidae. The transcript has 3 exons. The record is from RefSeq and is a predicted model, not a curated record. Gene Ontology annotation, molecular function: structural constituent of ribosome. Gene Ontology annotation, biological process: translation. Bases 198 to 632 code for a protein of 144 amino acids.